Clonostachys solani is the source of this 762-nucleotide messenger RNA. The record is from the annotation of a GenBank genome assembly. Lineage: Eukaryota; Fungi; Ascomycota; Sordariomycetes; Hypocreales; Bionectriaceae.
AUGUUUAUCUUCUCUGCAACUCUGCUUCUCCUAGCCCUUCCCUCCGUUACAGCUCACUGUCACGCGGACAACUGCUAUCGUGCAAUCAAGUCCUACCAGACGGCAACAGCAACUGAGUUCUGUAGCGAGUAUCUAGUUAGUGCAACUGUAGCGCCCUCCCAGUUCGCAUCAUGUGGUCCUUGUCGGCUCUCUAGUGCGUGUAGGUGCCUCGUCUCAAGCACCUCCGUUCCGAGCACUACCGCUUCAGAACCUCCUGCAACCAGCUCUACAACUCCACCAACCCCGACAGAGCUGAUUGCCAACGGUGGCUUCGAAUCCGGAAAUACUAGCCCAUGGGUGGUUGCGCCUGGUUCGGGCUAUUUGAGGAUAACCGACAACGAUGAAAGCACAGUCAAUUUUCCGUUUGAAGCUCACAGCGGCGAUAAAUUCGCCCAAAUCGGUAACACCGGUGAUGAGAGCCCCACGACACUCUCUCAGCCUGUCAGCUUGACAAGCGGGAUAACGUACUCCUUCAAGGCCUUCUAUAGUGUGCUGGACCUGCCACUGAGCAGCUGCUACUUGCAGGCCUCCGUCGACGCGAAUCCCUUCGCGCUCGCGACCAUUUACUCUGGCGCGGGCGGAGGCAACCCGCCUCGCUACUAUUUGUUAUCGGGAAGUUUCACAGCUUCAACCACAGGAAUAAGCAAUCUGGCCGUGGCACUCUGGUGUGAUUAUUCUAGUAUAGGGGGUGUCUUUGGCCUAGAUGAUGUUAGUCUGGUCUAG